UCCAGCCUCAUCGCCACCAACGAGGCGCACAGGCAGAUCCUGCGAGAUCACGGCUGCCUGCCCACACUGCUGCAGCACCUGAAGUCUCACAGCCUCACCAUCGUCUCCAACGCCUGCGGAACGCUCUGGAACCUUUCGGCUCGAGACGCCAAGGACCAGGAGGCAUUGUGGGAGCUGGGCGCUGUGGGCAUGUUGCGCAACCUCAUCCACUCGCGCCACAAGAUGAUCGCCAUGGGCAGCGCCGCCGCUCUGCGCAACCUGAUGGCCAACCGGCCGGCAAGGUACAAAGACGCCAGCGUGGUGUCGCCGGGCGCCGGCGCCCCCUCGCUGCACGCCAGGAAGCAGAAAGCUCUGUUCGAGGAGCUGGACGCCCAGCAGCUGUCAGAGACCUUCGACAACAUCGACAACCUGAGCCCGAAGGCAGCGCACAGGAAGGGGCGGGGCUGCAGCGGCGCCACGGGGGGGGGCGGCCCGACGCGCUCUUACACCAACACGCCCGUUCUGUCCAGCCCGAAGAGCGCCGACGGGUUGAAGCGGACGAGCGAGGAGCCGUUCGCCCGGCCCGUGUUCCCGCCCAGCGUCCGGGCGUCCAGCGACAGCCUCAACAGCGUCACGAGCGCAGACGGGUACGGAAACCGCGGCAAAACCAAACCGUCCACCGAGCCGUUCUACUCCUCGGACGAGAACGGAGGCAACAAGUGCUGCGUCUACAGGAAGUACCCGGCCGACCUGGCGCACAAAAUCCGCAGCGCCAACCAUAUGGCGGACGACGACGGCGGCGAGCUGGACACGCCCAUCAACUACAGCCUCAAGUACUCCGACGAGCAGCUGAACUCUGGGCGUCAGAGCCCGAGCCACCGCGGCGCCGCAGAGAGCGAGGAGACGAGCCGCUGGACGCCCGGCUGCGGCGCCGCGGUGACGCGGCUCCCAAAGGGAACCGCAUGGCGUCCGCCCCGCCGCAGCGGUAUGUCGCCACGGCAACAUCAAACUACAGGCGAGCCGGCACCGGAGCAGCCGAUCGACUACAGCCUGAAGUACGGCGCCGACGUGACCCGCAAACCUCUGUUCAAACCUGAGGAGAGCACCCCCCCCUCAGCACCCCCUCCCCCGCUGUCCUCAGCUAACAAGCUCCGCCCCCCGCCGCCGACCAAGCGCCCGCCGCCCAAAGGCAGCCAGGAGGCGCCGCAGACGUACUGCGUGGAGGACACGCCCAUCUGUUUCUCUAGGGGCUCCUCGCUGUCCUCGCUGUCAUCGGAGGAAGAGGAGGAGGAUGGGAGGAAGAGGAGGGGGGGAGGCAGCGACUACCCCACGCUUCCUGUGAGCGAGAAGGAGGAGCAGCAGCGUCAGCAGAAGGAGGCGCAGAGUCAGACCUCCAGUGCCGCCGCUGCUGCAGCCGCCGCCUCUAGGGGGCGACGCAGCCACCAUCAUCAUCAUCACGUGACAUCAUCCGGCGCCCGGACGCCGAAGAGCCCCCCCGAGCCGCCGUACGCUCAGGAGACGCCGCUGAUGUUCAGCCGCUGCACCUCCGUCAGCUCCCUGGACAGCUUCUCCACCUCCUCCAUCGCCUCCUCGGUGCGCAGCAGCGAGCCGUGCAGCGGCAUGCCGAGCGGCGUGGUGAGUCCCAGCGAUCUGCCCGACAGCCCGGGGCAGACGAUGCCUCCGAGCCGCGCCAAGACGCCACCGCCGCCCAGCAGCAAACAGGAGAAGAAGAAGCAGGAGGAGGAGAGCAGCGCCGACGUCAUGCUGCACUUCGCCACCGAAAGCACGCCGCACGGAUUCAGCCGAGCGUCCAGUCUGAGCGCGCUCAGUGUGGACGAGCCUUACAUCAUGGCGGAGAUGAGGAAGGAGGAAGAGGAGGAGGCGAACAAGGAGAGGAAGGAGAGGAAGGAGAGGGAGGAGAGGGAGGAGAGGGAGGAUGAGGAAGGGCAACUGGACGAGUCGGACGACGACGACGACAUCGAGAUCCUGGAGGCCUGCAUCAAGAGGGCAAUGCCCAAGUCGUCACGGAAACCAAAGAAACAACAACAGCAGCCGGCGCCACGGAAACCCAGCCAGCUUCCUGUCUACAAGCUCCUCCCCCCGCAGGGCCGCAGCCAAUCACAGCAGAGGAAGGACGGUCCAUCGGAAGAGGUGCCGAGGAUUUACUGCGUGGAGGGAACGCCGCUCAACUUCUCCACCGCCACCUCGCUGAGCGACCUCACCAUCGACUCACCACCCAAUGAGGAGGCUGCACCUGCGGCUCAGCCCUCCAAUCAGAGCAGGGGGGCGGGGCUUAGGGGGGCGUGGCCUCCUGAGGGCGACAACGGUGACGACAUCUUGGCGGAGUGCAUCAGUGCCGCCAUGCCUAAAGCAAGACCCAGGAAGCCGGUCCGCGCGGCGCCUGGCGAGAUACAGGCUCCGCCCCCUCUACAGGCUCCCCCCCCUCCCCCCCGGCCCCGCCUCUACUCGGCACGCAGCAGCAGAAGAAGAAACCGACGUCCGGUGAAGCCGAUGCCCCCGCGGGCGCCAUACAGCAUCUCCGCGGCAACAGCAGCCAAAGCAAAGCCGGGCUUCACCUUCGACUCGCCGCACCACUACACGCCCAUCGAAGGCACGCCGUGCUGCUUCUCGCGCAACGACUCGCUCAGCUCGCUCGACUUCGACGAAGACGAAGGCGGCGAGAAGGACGAAGAGAAGCGAGUGAAGGAGGAAGACGGCAGGAAGAGGAAGCAGCAGACGGCGGCCGUCGUUCCCCGAACAAAGCCCGCCGCCAACCUGCCGGACGACAGGCAGAAGUUCUGCAUCGAGGACACGCCCGUCUGCUUCUCCAGGAACUCGUCUCUGAGCUCGCUGAGCGACAUCGACCAGGAGAACAACAACAAGGAGUUCGCUGCCCCCCCCCCUCCGGAGCAGGGAGGAACAGCCGGCAGGAAGUCGCCCCCCCUGCAGGAAGAGCAGAAGCCCCGCCCCCCAGCGAGUGGCUACGCCCCCAGAGCGUUCCACGUGGAGGACACGCCCGUUUGCUUCUCCAGGAACUCGUCCCUCUCGUCUCUGAGCAUCGACUCCGAGGACGACCUCCUGCAGGAGUGCAUCAGCAGCGCCAUGCCCAAGAAGAAGAAGAAGGGCGCCGCGCCACCGUCCCUCCCUAAAGAAGAAGACGAAGACGACAACGGGAUAUUAGCCGAAGAGGAGCCUUCGGACGGGCCGCGGAGCCCCGCCUCCCCCGACUCGGAGUCUUUUGAUUGGAAGGCGAUCCAGGAAGGAGCGAACUCCAUCGUCAGCAGCCUGAACGCCGCCGCCGCCGCGCCGCUGUCCCGCCAGCCGUCCUCCGACUCGGACUCGGUGCUGUCGCUCAAGUCUGUUGGAUCCCCGUUCCGCCUGCCGCCGCCGUCCAAUCAGAGCGCAGAGGAGGGGGAGAAGGAGGAGGGGGGGAAGGAGGAGGGGGGGAAGCGAGGGGGGCGGAUCCUGAAGCCUGGCGAGCGCAGCACUCUGGAAGCCAAGAAGAAGAAGGAGCAGGAGGAGGAGGAGGAGGAGGAGGAAGAGGAGGCGAAGGCGCUGCGCGGAGGGAAGAAGGUUUACAAGAGUCUGAUCACCGGGAAGCCUCGGGUGGAGGCCAGGGGGCGGAGCCAACCUCAGGUGGAGGCCAGGGGGCGGAGCCAACCUCAGCUGGAGGCCAGGGGGCGGAGCCAAGCUCAGCUGGAGGCCAGGGGGCGGAGCCAACCCCGAGCGGCGCCCGCUGCCAAACCCCCAGGGAGCGACCCCGAGCGAGGCUCCUCUCGAGACUCCACCCCCUCACGCUCCUCCUCAGCCAAUCAGAAGGGAGGGAAACUGCUGCCGCCGCGCACCGCCUCUCCAGGAAGUGCUUCGUCUUCAUCAUCUUCAGCGUCCAGAACGACCAAUAAGAGCGGAUCGGCGGUGAGGAGCGGCGGUGGCAUCCCGAGGAGCGAGUCGGCGUCUCGAGUCGGAGGAUCGACGGCGGCGAAGAAAGCGAAGGCGGAGUCUGAGAAGCCGCCGGCGCUCGUCAGACAGUCGACUUUCAUCAAAGAGGCUCCGAGCCCCACGCUGAAGAGGAAGAUGGAGGACGGAGAGACCGCCUCCAGCCCAGAGAGGAUUCACGAGAGCCCUGUACGCCCACAGGAAGUGACAUCAUCAUCACGCUUCAGCCGCACCGGCACCUGGAAGCGGGAGAGUAGCAGCAGCGGGGGGGGAGGAGGAGGCGGGUCUAGCGGCGGCGGGAAACACUCGACCUCGUUGCCCCGCGUCGGAACCUGGAAGAGAACGGGAAGCUCCUCCUCCGUCCUGUCAGCAUCAUCAGAGUCCAGCGAGAAGGGGAGGAGUCAGGAGGGGCAGGAGGGGCGGGGCCAAGAGGACAGGAAGGGCACUUGGAGGAGGGCGAAGAGUGGGGGAGAGGGGCGGGGCUUCAGUGACCGAGCGGAAGACGUUUGGGUUCGAUUGGAAGAUUGUCCCGUCAACAACCCCCGCUCCCCUAACGGCCCCCCAAUCAUAAGCCCCGCCCCUUCCUCCUCCGUCAUAAGCCCCGCCUCCUCCUCCUCAAAGAUCCCGUCCUCCACCUCGUCCUCGUGCUCCAACCUCAACCUGCGGCGCAGCUGCGAGAGUCUGGACGACAAACAGCAACCGCCCCCGCAACCGUCGCUGCAACAGACCCCCCCUCAACAACAACAGACGCCC
This is a messenger RNA of Notothenia coriiceps (black rockcod), 4668 nucleotides long. RefSeq names its product APC regulator of WNT signaling pathway (gene apc). Gene Ontology annotation, biological process: cell migration; pattern specification process; nervous system development. Lineage: Eukaryota; Metazoa; Chordata; Actinopteri; Perciformes; Nototheniidae. The record is from RefSeq and is a predicted model, not a curated record. Gene Ontology annotation, cellular component: catenin complex; beta-catenin destruction complex; cytoplasmic microtubule. Gene Ontology annotation, molecular function: gamma-catenin binding; microtubule binding; beta-catenin binding.